AAUUUCUGAAUGCUUUGUGUCUGAAAAACAAAUAAUUUUGUAGUAGCACCCAUUAAUUAAGAAAAUCUCCCCUUUCCCACUUUCCCAAAUUCCCAAAUUUCGUUCGGACUGCCCAAAUUCCCUCAAAUGUUCAAUGAAUUGCGAACUACCAUUUCCUUUCUUUUAAGCUUCGAUUCACCUUCCAUAGUUGCAUCAACAUUUCGAUCAAGGCUUGAAAUAUUUCAGGUUUUUGUUUGUUCUUACACACCGGUCUGAAUUAUUCUGCCAAUUGAUGAUUUGGUAACGCAUCCAUGAGUUCGCACCAGCCUAAUUCAGUUGACGACAUCUUCGACACAUCACUGAAUUUAGAGGACACUCAUUACAAGGAAGGUUAUUCUGAAGGCUAUUCUAGCGGCCUAGCUUCGGGUAAAGAUGAAGGCUGUGAGGUGGGGCUGAAAACAGGGUUCGAAGUAGGUGAGGAGUUGGGUUUUUACAGAGGUUGCGUUGAUGUCUGGAAUGCUGCAAUACUGAUGCAACCAAACUGUUUUUCGCCGCGUGUGCAGAAAAGCAUCAAACAGAUGGAUGAAUUGCUCCAAAAGUAUCCCGUUUCUGAACCGGAGAACGAGUCUGUCACUGAUAUUAUGGAUUCAUUGAAGUUGAAAUUCAGAGCUAUAUGUGCAACAUUGAAUGUCAAAUUGGAGUAUAAUGGGUACCCCAGAGCUUCCGAUGUCAAGAAUUCAGGAUUCUGAUUGGUUCAAAUAUUAAAUGAAGGAAAAUACAGAUACUUUUUCUGUCUUUUUCGUGAUUGGUUUGAUCGAAGUAGAAGGUAUGUAAAAUUUUUAUAUUCAUGUGCAUCUUUGAGUUUUCAACCGAUCCCUAAUCUCUUAAUAUCAAUAUUAGCCAUAUGUGGUUCAGUAAGGUUUUGUAAAAUAUUAUAUUGAGUAUAAUGAAGAGAAACAUUUUCUAAAUCAAGUUGGAUUUAUGUCAA
Molecule: messenger RNA, 967 nt
Organism: Nicotiana tabacum (common tobacco)
Lineage: Eukaryota; Viridiplantae; Streptophyta; Magnoliopsida; Solanales; Solanaceae
Source: RefSeq, a predicted model, not a curated record